Molecule: messenger RNA, 1442 nt
Organism: Lolium perenne
Lineage: Eukaryota; Viridiplantae; Streptophyta; Magnoliopsida; Poales; Poaceae
Product: MADS-box transcription factor 21
Biological process (GO): positive regulation of transcription by RNA polymerase II
Cellular component (GO): nucleus
Molecular function (GO): RNA polymerase II transcription regulatory region sequence-specific DNA binding; DNA-binding transcription factor activity; protein dimerization activity
Source: RefSeq, a predicted model, not a curated record
AGCUUCAUCCUAAAGUGGCUCUAGCUAGCUUAAUUUGCUGGGCUUCUUGUGCUCCUGGCUAUUUUCUUGCUUUCAUGCCUGCCUUCAAAGGGAGCCAUGCGAGAUCAAGCCGCAACCUCCGUCAAGCCCUUAUUUUCACCCUCUCCCAGCCCUCGUUACGAUGCAUGCAUGUAGAUAAUUUGGGGUUUUAUCAGUUCGACCUAGGGCUUGCUUCGAGACUGGAAAAGAGUCCGGCAUGAACAGAUAGAUCUUCCUGCCGGUUCCGGCCGGCCUUCUCACUGGUGCUUUGGUGAUUUUUGCUGCAAGGAGAGGUUGGGAUUGUGUUUGGCACCAUGGGGAGGGGAAAGAUCGAGAUCAAGAGGAUUGAGAACACGACGAGCCGCCAGGUGACCUUCUGCAAGCGCAGGAACGGGCUGCUCAAGAAGGCCUAUGAGCUCUCCGUCCUAUGCGAAGCCGAGAUCGCCUUGAUCGUCUUCUCCAGCCGUGGACGUCUCUACGAAUAUGCUAGUAACAGCGCGAGAUCGACGAUCGACAGGUACAAGAAGGCAUGUGCUAGCGCAUCUGGCUCAGCUCCAGCUAUAGACGUCAAUUCUCAGCAAUACUUUCAGCAAGAAUCAGCAAAGCUGCGCCAUCAGAUACAGUCCCUGCAGAACGCAAACAGGAACCUGAUGGGCGAAUCCGUUGGCAAUUUGACCUUGAAGGAGCUCAAGAACCUCGAGAGCAGGCUCGAGAAGGGCAUCGGCCGUAUCCGAUCAAAGAAGCAUGAGCUGCUGUUCGCCGAGAUCGAAUACAUGCAGAAACUGGAGGCUGAUCUCCAGAGCGAGAACAUGUAUCUCAGAGCCAAGGUGGCGGACGUGGAACGGCUGGCCCUCGCGCCGGCGCCUACGCCGGCGCCGGUGUCGGGCGGGGCGGAGCUGGAGGCGCUCCCGACGUUCGACGCGAGGAGCUACUACCACCACCAGGUGACCAUGCUGCAGGAGGCCGCGGCGGCCUCCUCCUCGCGCUACUCCCAGCCGCAGGACCAGGCGAGGCUACGCCAGGAUCAGGACGCGGCGCCGGCGACCACCGCUCUCCACCUCGGCUACCAGAUGAGGGGGCCCAACUAAACUGAUCUACCCCGACUUGGCGGCUCAGCGCGCGUUCCGUCGUCGAUGCAUUCAUGUAUCCAGAUCUCUUCUAGAAGUUUACUGUGCGCGAUCGGUUCUAGACUUCAAGCUAGUAUAUAUUGCAUUAUUGCUACACCUAAAUAAUUACAUUUACAUAUUUCCUAGUACUGUAUGUGUGAUAUUGCUGCUGCAUAAGGCACCUAGUGAGUACGCGAGCGAAUGUUAUCAAUAGUGAUUUGGCUUUUUAUGUAUUUGAAGCAUAUAUGUACUGCUAUCUAUACGCAUUAUGGUGCUGGGUCAACUGAUCACAUGAAAUUUGGUACAACUUACAGUAAA